This is a messenger RNA of Alternaria ventricosa, 1755 nucleotides long. RefSeq lists its product as uncharacterized. Gene Ontology annotation, molecular function: L-glutamate gamma-semialdehyde dehydrogenase (NAD+) activity. Gene Ontology annotation, cellular component: mitochondrial matrix. The transcript has 4 exons. Bases 1 to 1755 code for a protein of 584 amino acids. The record is from RefSeq and is a predicted model, not a curated record. NCBI's taxonomy places the organism in Eukaryota, Fungi, Ascomycota, Dothideomycetes, Pleosporales, Pleosporaceae.
AUGGGUUCUUCAAAGGGUCUCCAGCCUCUGCGCUCUGCUUCCAAGACUUUGAAUGCGCUGCCCGCAGCCUAUGCUGGCGCGCAGAUCGCAUCGAGACGGUAUGCGGGGACGCUCGCAAACUUCAAGAUUCCUACUAUCAACAACGAGCCUAACCAACAUUAUGCCAAAGGCUCGGUAGACCGCCAGAAGCUUCAAGAUGCGGUUGCACGUAUGAAGAAGCAAGGACCAGUACAAGUACCUCUUGCCGUAGGAGGAGAAUACAUCAACAACUCCUCAAUCCUCACCCAGAAUAACCCCUCCUCCCACGCCGACGUUAUCGCCAAAUACUCCAACGCCAGCGCAGCCGAUGUGAAGAAGGCCAUAGACGCAGCCCUAGCUGCCAAGCCAGCAUGGGAGGCACUUCCCUUCGCCGAACGUGCAUCGGUGUUCCUGAAGGCGGCCGACCUCGUUGCCACAAAGUACCGAUACGAGAUCAUGGCUGCGACCAUGGUGGGACAGGGCAAGAACGCGUGGCAGGCCGAAAUUGACUCAGCGGCUGAGCUGUGCGACUUCCUGAGGUUCAACGUCAAGUACGCGGAAGACACAUACGGACAUCAGCCAACACAUAACUCACCAGGAGUCUGGAACCGCGUUGAGUACCGACCUCUCGAGGGCUUCGUCUAUGCCGUGUCACCAUUCAACUUCACAGCCAUCGGCGGUAACCUUCCUGCAGCCCCAGCCCUAAUGGGUAACGUCGUUGUCUGGAAGCCAUCCCCAUCUGCGAUCGCCUCGAACUGGCUUCUUUACCAGAUUCUCAUCGAGGCCGGUCUUCCACCAAACGUGAUCCAGUGGGUGCCCGGUGAUGCUGUGGAGGUAACUCAGGAAGUCCUGAACCACAAGCAAUUCGCAUCUCUACACUACACCGGUAGCACAGCGGUAUUCCGUCAACUAUACGGAAAGAUCGCGAACGGUGUGGCUGAGGGCAAGUACCAGAGCUACCCCAGGAUCGUUGGUGAGACAGGAGGAAAGAACUUCCAUCUCGUCCACAAAGAUGCCGACAUCCACAACGCAGCUAUCCAGACCGUCCGCGGUGCUUUCGAGUACCAAGGCCAAAAGUGCAGCGCCUGCUCCCGUCUCUACGUACCCGAGUCCGCAUGGCCCGAAUUCAAAGAGAUCCUCGUUCGAGAAGUCGAAGCCCUAAAAAUCGGCGAGCCCACCGACUUCUCCAACUUCAUCGGCCCCGUCAUCCACGAGGCAUCCUUCAAGAAGCUAUCCGGCGUCAUCGACGAAGCCAAGAACGACAGCGAGCUCGAGCUCGUCGUGGGCGGCAAGUACGACAGCAGCAAGGGCUACUACAUCCACCCAACCAUCUACCGCACCAAGAACCCCAACCACCCCCUCCUAUCUCGCGAACUCUUCGGCCCCGUCCUUGUAGCCUACGUCUACGACGACGCUGCGCCCAACGCCUUCGCCAACAUCAUCAAGCAGAUCGACGACACGUCUGAGUACGCAUUGACUGGCGCCGUGUUCGCAAAAGACAGGGAGACUAUCAAGUACGCGUCUGAGAAGUUAAGGGAUGCGGCCGGUAACUUCUACAUCAACUGCAAGUGCACGGGUGCGGUUGUAGGUCAACAGCCGUUCGGUGGGUCGAGGGCUAGUGGAACGAACGACAAGGCUGGUAGUGCGAACUUGUUGGCGAGGUUCGUGAAUAUGAGGGCGAUUAAGGAGGAGUUUAUGCCUACGGAGAAGGUUACGUACCCUAGCAACGAGGUGUAA